AGAAGAAUUUCUAGCCAAGGGAUGAGAAUAGUGAUUCGUGUACAUAAUUGGGUAUGGGAGACAAGAUGGCAACUCCUACCACCUUCCCAGUGAAUUAGGGGCAGGGCCAUCUGCUUAGAGGGAGAAGGGAGGGAGACAAAACUGGAGGCCUGGAUGAGAGACAAGGCCUGGAAUCGCACCACUAGGAGAUCUGACUAAGAAAUCAGUGAGCUCAUUCAGGAAUUUCCUGGACACAGCGAUGUCCUAGUCCAGGUCUGCAUGCUACAGUCCCCUCCUGACUGGGAUCUGGAGAAGUCCGUCCCCCAACCCCCCACCGCAGGUGGGAUAGAGGUCCAUGGAGAGGUCCAUGGCAGUGGGAGUGACUCGCAGGCCUGGGGGUGGGGACGCCUCACAGGCAGUGGAUAGCAGUGUUAAUGAUUUAGAGAGGGUGGUACACAUGGUGGUUUGGUCUGAAAAUACACAUGGUGGUUUCAUCUUAAAAACUAGGCCAGCCCUUCUCUUUCUCUUACCUUGCUCUCUUCCCAUUUGAAAACAAAAACAAAAACGCUAGGCAGUGGAGGAGGGAGAUCAUUUGUUGUGAGAGGGUAUGGAGUUGUGUCCCUGUAAGGAUAGGUGGGAACCUGGAGGAGGAAUAAUUUGAAUCCAAAAGAGAGUGAAGCUUUCUGUUGCCACGGCACACACACAAGCGCUGAGUAUCUGCAUCUCGUCUUUUGGAGACUCAGCGAACUCUCCACCUAUGACCAGAAGAAGUGAGGGAUGUUUCCACAGCUGGUCUAAGCAAGGCAAGGUCUAGAAGUAUUUCUUAACGUGAGAUGAACUGUUUCAAUAUUAUUAGAAAAAUAUUUUGACUUAAUUGCCUUAGACACAUCAAUCAGUUCAAGUGUAUUCUGGUUUCCUUUACUUGACUUGAGCAAUUGCCAAGAAUUUCUCUUGGCAAAAUGAGAAAAUAAGACUCUAGGUUCUGUUCCAUGAAUAUUGAAUCAUAGAACCAUAGACAUAGAGAAUUUAGAGCUUUCUGGAAAAUUCCUUGAAGACCAGGAGGGUCCCCUCAGUUUACAGUGAAAAAACCCAAGGCCCAGGGAGGUGAAGUGGGUGAGCUCCAUCACUGUCAUUUGAGUGGCAUGGUCUCCCUCCGAGCUCCUGACCCUGCUGCCUCAUGGCUUCACUAGAGCCUGAGCCCUCGUGAAGCCGGCAAUGACAAGUCUGAAUGGUCGCCAUGCCGAGAAAACCAUUGACAUGCCAAAACCAUCAGCCCCCAGAGUGCACGUGCAGAGGUCCGUGUCCCGAGACACUAUCGCCAUUCACUUCUCGGCAUCCGGGGAGGAGGAGGAGGAAGAAGAGGAGGAGUUCAGGGAGUACCUCGAGGAGGGGCUGGAUGACCAAAGCAUUGUAACGGGGCUCGAGGCCAAGGAAGACCUCUAUCUUGAACCCCAGGGUGGCUAUGACUCCACUGGCCCUGCUGCUCAGCCCAUCCUGGCAGAUGGACUGUCCGUGUCCCCUGCCAUUUUGCCCGUCUCCGCGAACACUGUAAAGCUGUUGGAGUCCCCUCCUCCGGCAGUGCAAGUAUUAAGUACAGUGCCAUUGGCUCUGUCCCCAGGGUCAUCUUCAUCCGGGCCCUUAGCUAGCUCUCCCAGUGUGUCAUCCCUUUCUGAGCAGAAAACCAGUUCUUCCUCCCCAUUGUCUUCUCCUUCCAAGUCUCCUAUCCUGUCGUCCAGUGCCUCAGCCUCCACCCUCUCCAGCGCAAAACCCUUCAUGAGCCUUGUGAAGUCCCUGUCGACCGAGGUGGAGCCAAAAGAGUCCCCACACCCCUCGAGGCACAGGCACUUGAUGAAGACAUUAGUCAAGUCUCUGUCCACAGACACCUCCAGGCAGGAGUCGGAUACCGUGUCCUAUAAACCACCGGACUCCAAGCUCAAUUUACACCUGUUCAAGCAGUUCACACAGCCACGGAGCACAGGUGGAGAUUCCAAAACUGCGCCUUCUUCCCCACUGACUUCUCCCUCCGAUACGCGCUCCUUUUUUAAAGUGCCCGAGAUGGAGGCUAAAAUCGAAGACACUAAGCGUCGCCUUUCAGAAGUCAUCUAUGAGCCUUUUCAGCUCCUUAGUAAAAUUAUAGGGGAGGAAAGUGGCAGCCACAGGCCCAAAGCCUUAUCUUCAAGUGCUUCAGAACUCUCCAAUCUGUCCAGCUUGAACGGUCACUUGGAAAGCAAUAACAACUACAGCAUCAAGGAAGAGGAGUGUGACUCCGAGGGGGACCCCUAUGGGAGUGACCCCAGCGGCCCCGGAAGUGACCCCCCCAGGUCCUCCGAUGAGCCGCCCUCAAGAGAGGCGGAACCGAAGAGUUCCCAGGGCGGCAGUCUGAAGGACUUAGGCCUGAAGACAAGCUCCCUGGUGCUUGAGAAAUGUUCCUUGUCUGCCUUGGUGAGCAAAGAGGAUGAGGAGUUUUGCGAACUGUACACCGAGGACUUUGAUUUGGAAGCGGAGGUGGAGAGCGCGCCGGACAAGCUCCCGGAUCUCCCUGCCGGGCCCGAGGUGCCGGCGGAUGACGGUCCGACUCUGGACAGUGAGGACGAGGCCCACUCGGCCGUGCAGCACGCGGAGCUGCCGGUGAAGACGCUGGGCUUCUUUAUCAUGUGUGUCUAUGGGUACCUCAUCCUCCCCCUCCCCCAUUACGUGAGCGGACUCUUUCUGGGAAUUGGCCUUGGGUUCAUGACUGCGGUUUGCAUGAUCUGGUUUUUUACACCACCAAGUGCUCAUAAAUAUCACAGGUUACAUAAAAGCCUACAACACUGGAACACGAGGUCCCUGGAUAUCAAAGAACCGGAAAUACUGAAGGGAUGGAUGAAUGAGAUUUACAACUAUGAUCCAGAAACUUACCACGCGACUUUGACCCAUUCAGUCUUUGUUCGACUUGAGGGUGGGACCUUAAGACUUUCAAAACCCAAUAAAAAUAUAUCCAGGAGGGCAAGCUACAAUGAAACAAAGCCAGAGGUUACCUACAUCAGCCAGAAAAUCUACGACCUUUCAGACAGCAAGAUUUAUCUUGUACCUAAAAGUUUGGCUCGAAAACGAAUUUGGAAUAAAAAGUACCCCAUUUGUAUCGAGCUUGGUCGACAAGACGACUUUAUGUCUAAGGCCCAGACUGAUAAAGAGACUUCUGAAGAAAAGCCACCAGCUGAGAGAGAGCUGGGAGGCGAGGACCCUAAGAAGCCACCCCAUCCUCAGGAGGGAACGAGAUCAGGCCAGCGAGAUCAGAUACUGUAUCUCUUUGGGAGAACUGGCCGAGAGAAAGAGGAGUGGUUUAGGCGAUUUAUUCUGGCAUCUAAACUGAAGUCGGAAAUCAAGAAGCCGCCUGGAGUCUCUGGAAGUAAACCAGGGGUUUUGCCCUCACAUAGCAGACACAACAGCCCUUCGGGGCACCUGACCCACAGCCGCAGCAGCAGCAAAGGCAGUGUGGAGGAGGUCAUGUCCCAGCCGAAGCAGAAGGAGCUGGUGGGCAGUGUGCGGCAGAAGAUGCUUCUGGACUACAGCGUGUACAUGGCCAGGUGUGUCCCCCAAGAAAACCGAAGCCCCCAAAGGAGCCCCGUGCAGAGCGCGGAGAGCAGCCCCACGGCUGGGAAGAAGUUGCCAGAGGCUCCACCCUCGGAGGAGGAAGAACAGGAAGCCUGGGUGAAUGCCUUGCUUGGAAGAAUGUUUUGGGACUUCUUAGGAGAGAAAUAUUGGUCUGAUCUGGUGUCUAAGAAAAUCCAAAUGAAACUCAGCAAAAUAAAGCUCCCCUACUUUAUGAAUGAACUAACUCUGACGGAACUUGACAUGGGGGUGGCUGUGCCAAAAAUCCUUCAGGCCUUCAAGCCUUAUGUUGAUCACCAAGGACUCUGGAUCGAUUUGGGAAUGUCCUACAAUGGGUCCUUUCUGAUGACUCUCGAGACCAAAAUGAAUUUGACCAAACUGGGGAAAGAGCCUCUUGUUGAAGCCCUGAAGGUUGGAGAAAUUGGCAAAGAAGGUUGCAGGCCCAGGGCGUACUGUCUGGCGGACAGUGAUGAGGAGUCCUCCAGUGCUGGCUCCUCUGAUGAAGACGACGCUCCAGAGCCCAGCGCGGGAGACAAACCGCUCCUCCCAGGGGCUGAAGGGUAUGUUGGGGGUCAUCGAACAAGCAAGAUUAUGAGGUUUGUUGAUAAAAUUACCAAGUCAAAAUAUUUCCAAAAAGCAACAGAGACAGAGUUCAUUAAAAAGAAGAUUGAAGAAGUCUCCAAUACCCCCCUGCUGCUCACUGUGGAAGUGCAAGAAUGUAGAGGAACCCUGGCAGUCAACAUUCCACCUCCCCCGACUGACCGAAUAUGGUAUGGUUUCCGGAAGCCACCAUAUGUAGAGCUGAAAGCUCGGCCAAAACUUGGAGAGAGAGAAGUGACUCUAGUUCAUGUGACAGACUGGAUAGAGAAGAAACUGGAACAGGAGUUUCAGAAGGUUUUUGUCAUGCCAAACAUGGAUGAUGUCUAUAUCCCCAUAAUGCACUCAGCCAUGGACCCUCGCUCUGCUUCCUGCCUCCUCAAAGACCCACUUGUGGAGGCUGCUGACCAGCUGUGAUGGGUGAAGAUCUGACCUUCCCAGUAUUACGAGAUCUGGCUCAAAGUGUGGGGUUCUUGGCUGCCCAUCUGCGCUGUAGCACUGGUCUGCCCUUGUGCCACAGCUUCUGCCCUCUGCCUGCCGGUGCCCAUUCCACUGUGCGGUGUCAUUCCACGCAUCCGGGAACUGGUGUCUGCACUGCCUGCUGCAAAGCUUUGACUCAGCAAAGGGACUGUGGAAGAAUGACCACGGUGGAUCCAGAGGUGACAGGUGACUCACACCAUGGCUCCAGUGUUUGUGGCAGCGAGAGCACAGUGCGAGCAAAGCUUACAACUGGAAGGCCUUCUUCCCCUUGCCCCGACUCCUCCAAAGCUUUUCCUCAGGCCGCCAGUGCACAAUGGAACGUUUUUGCACUUCUAGUCCAUAGGUGACACAGCCCUCCACGCUUCCAGAGAAUGUCUGUUCAGGAACGUGAGCGGGGUGGGGAGUGGAACUUUGUGAACCAUUUCACUGAUGAUAAAGAGAUACGCGUAGCAACUUACCUUUCCUAUUAAAUUGUGCGUUUUGGAAGCAAGUAGCCAUAGAACAUACACACACUAACAUCCUAUCAGCUGGGGUGGGGACAGCGAGAUUUAUGUGAACAUCAGGCAAAGCCAUGAGAUCAAACCAUCCCAAGCUUCUACCACUGAGGUACAAUCACCUGGUUUCUAACUAAUCCCACAUGUUUUCCUGAGACAGGAGGGUAUGUGAAAAUGUCAAAUACUGCACAUAAAGAAUUGGGGUAGGGGGCGGAAAGCCAGAGCAAGGUCGAUCUGGCACUUCCUACGUGCUCUGUGCUUUCUACAGGCCAUCUAAAUGCUUUGUUAAAUCUAACUGGUUCGGGAUGUUUUGAGGUUAUGGGCAGUUUCCUCUUCUGACAGCCAAAGGCGAGAACUCUCUACCACCUUUGAGAGUUGAGACCAAGUUUUGCUCAACAUUAAACACUACGUUAGCUCAGAACUCACGUGACCUUUCUUUAACGUUGCCAAUCUUAUUUUGUGCAUUUGUGUCAGAAGGUCUUAGUUUACAAGUUUGGGGGCUCCCUAGUUGUAUCAUUUGCUUUGAGAAGUACACUUAAAACACAAUUUUUUAUUGUUUAAAAGCUGCAUUCAACAUCAGAACUACCAUGGGUAACUUUUGAUGACUUACAUCUGUGGACAAAGCUAAUUGUGGUUUUUUAAACAGCACCUUGCCUGAACCUGACUUUAAAGAAAUUAAUAUAUUGAAAAAAUAUAUCUGAACCCUUGACUACUUUAAUCGCACCAUUAAAACAUUUGACUUAAAUUAUUUGAUCAUUCCA
Messenger RNA from Acinonyx jubatus (cheetah), 5902 nucleotides. RefSeq names its product testis expressed 2 (gene TEX2). The record is from RefSeq and is a predicted model, not a curated record. NCBI's taxonomy places the organism in Eukaryota, Metazoa, Chordata, Mammalia, Carnivora, Felidae. Bases 1195 to 4584 code for a protein of 1129 amino acids. Gene Ontology annotation, cellular component: endoplasmic reticulum. Gene Ontology annotation, molecular function: lipid binding. The transcript has 12 exons.